Molecule: messenger RNA, 2104 nt
Organism: Pelagomonas calceolata
Lineage: Eukaryota; Pelagophyceae; Pelagomonadales; Pelagomonadaceae
Source: the annotation of a GenBank genome assembly
GUGAGAGCACGGCUCGCGUAUUGAAGUCUCUGGGCACGCAAGCACACUGCUCGCACAGCUCACGCAGCCUCCUCACAGUGCUCCUCACGCAGUGCCAAUCAGGCUCCACGAACGAGCCCGCCGCCGUGCUCCUAGGACCUCAAAAAGCAGGAUCCCAAUACCUGCGUCCGAGCGCACGCCAUCGACGCGCUGAGCCAGCAUAAAGUCGCGCUAAGAAGACCAGGACAAGCCCCCAUGCCCGCGACGCGGUCCACCACAAACAACACCGACGGCCUCGCCUUCGAGGCCGUCGCCGUCACCCUCGAAGUAAGCAAAGGCGUACAAAAAACUAUAGUAAGAGACGCGCGCGGUUCGGUCGGAAAGCACGGCCUCCUCGCGAUUCUAGGCCCGUCCGGCGCGGGAAAAACGACUCUAUUAGCAGCGCUCGCGAGAGAGCGGCCGUGCGACGCGGGGUCCAAGAUCUGGCGGCCCGCGGGCGGUGCCAAUUUCUUGCCCCAAGACGACCGUUUGUUGCCCUUCCUCACGGUCCGCGAAACUUUGCGGUUCGCGGCGGAGUUAAGGUGGGACGGUGUCGAUGAGAGGUGGGACACGUCUGCUAAAAGAGCCGAGAGGGCCGAGAGUGUCUUGGAGACGCUCGGGUUGUCAGAGGUGGGCGACACGAGGGUCGGAUCGGCGCUGAAGCGGGGCGUGAGUGGCGGCGAGAGGAGGCGGACCGCUUUAGGUGUGGAAUUGGUGCUCAUUCCCUCGUUACUGUUAGCUGACGAGCCGACGUCUGGUUUAGAUUCAACAGCAGCUUUACAAUUAGCUAUUUUAUUGCGAGAGGCGGAAGCUACUGUGGUGGCAUCAGUGCACCAACCGGGCGCGCGCGUCUUCCAGCAAUUUACCGACGUGGUGGUGUUGGCUCCUGGUGGUGGUACCGCUUAUGCGGGGCCCGCUGAUAGUGCGGCAUCUACGUGCGCGUCACUCUGCAAGGUGAAGGUGCCGCCUCUCACCUCGGCGGCUGAAGUUUUGUUGGACCUCGUCGACGAUCCUGCCACGCGGUCCAUCCUGGUCUCACAAAGUGCGCCUGCUACUACUCGAGUUUCUCAUGAUGAGGAUGAACCACAACUGAGCACGCGGUCGCGCUUCCGGCCUCUGCUAACGAGGGCGUGGCUCAACAAUGCGCGCGCUCCAGCGGCCACAGUCGCUGCUGUUGGUCGGUCCGUGACCAUGGCUCUGCUGGUGGGCGCUCUCUACUCCGGGAGUCGCGGAACGUCGACGCAAACAGCGGUCUCCGAUAGAACUGGAGCGCUCUUUUUCGUAUUGGUGAACCAGGCCUUCUCCGCGAUGGCGUCCCUCCGAGUCUUCAUCGAGGAACGCUCGGUCUUCGAGCAUGAAAGACGCAGGAGGGCGUAUAGUACAAGGGACUACUUCCUCGCCAAGUCGCUAGCGGAGCUGCCGAUCCAGGGCGCCGUGGCGCUACUAUUCGCGGGCAUGGCCUACGCCAUGGUCGGGUUGAGGGCAUCUCUCUACUCGUUCGGAGGGCACUGCGUCGUCCUAGCCCUGGCGACGUUAGUGGCCGAAAGUUUAGUUAUUUGGGUAGGUGCUGGUGCUUCCGACGCUAGAACAGCGGUCGUCAUCUGUCCGGUGGUGCUCUCGACCUCACUGUUAUUUGGGGGGCUCUUCGUGUCGCUGGCGUCGUUGCCACGCUUCUUAGCACCGUUGCAAUAUUUAUCAUUGUUCAGAUACGGCUUCGCGGGUCUCCUGAAGCUCGAAUUUCAGCACGCGGAUGCGGUGUUCGACUGUUCUUCUGAAGAUAAAGAAUUACUAGCUCAAAGGGUGAUCGAUGCGGGCGCGCCGGCGAAGUUACUUGGGCGAUUGGUGAAGAGCCUGCCGUGCCCGACGCCCGAUGGGGAGACGCAUGUCAAGCGCGUGCUGGGGGACGACGCCGCGUCCCGCUCCAUUCUGAUGGACGCGGGCGCGUUGUUCGCGCUGUUGGUCGCCUUCCGCGUGCUGGCUUUGAGAGCGCUCGAGCGGCGGACGGCGUCGGCGGUGGUCGUGGCGAAGGCCAAAAAAGCGUAAGGGACAAUAUUAUGUUAGACGGCGUCGUUCGCCGGGGGUUGGG